This is a messenger RNA of Aplosporella prunicola CBS 121167, 2766 nucleotides long. RefSeq lists its product as uncharacterized. Bases 1 to 2766 code for a protein of 921 amino acids. Lineage: Eukaryota; Fungi; Ascomycota; Dothideomycetes; Botryosphaeriales; Aplosporellaceae. The record is from RefSeq and is a predicted model, not a curated record. Gene Ontology annotation, biological process: polyphosphate metabolic process; vacuolar transport; vacuole fusion, non-autophagic. The transcript has 6 exons. Gene Ontology annotation, cellular component: fungal-type vacuole membrane; vacuolar transporter chaperone complex.
AUGAAGUACGGCGACACGCUCCGCCAGCGCUCAAUUCCCCAAUGGGGCCCUUACAACGUCGACUACGAUGAAAUCAAACAUCUGAUCAAAGAACACACAACCCCCGGCCAGGGCAAAGCCUUGUCCAUUCCCGGCCAGGGCGAGGAGUCCGAACGUCACUUUGAGGAUGAGUUGUUCGUUACACUUGCCGAUGAGUACCGGCGCAUCGAUCUCUUCGUUAAGAGCAAAUCCGGGGAAAUUGAGCGACGCCUGAAUCACAUCUCCAAGCAGGUCCGCCAGUUUACAUUACGCGAAAGGGCAUCGUCGCCUUCCGAUAGAGCGAUAUCAGAGAAGCGCCGGCAGAAGUAUGCCAGAGUGGAAGCCGAUGUGCUGAAGGCCGGUGAGGAGAUCAAAUCCCUGGCCAGGUUUGUGGGUGCGCAACGCCUAGGAUUUGCGAAGUUGUUGAAGAAGUACAAGAAAUGGACUGGCUCAGAAUUGCUGGGAAAGCGAUUCACCCAGGAAGUCCUCAAUCAACCCGGCACAUUCUCUCGGACCAACCUCAGUCCGCUCUUGAAUGAAUGGUCCGACGUCCUCCAUGCAGUGCGUGCAGCGUACCAGGCGGGCGAGAACCAGUCGGUGCCCAAGAUUGCCAUUGGCGAUGCUCUUUCGGCGACCAAUGCUUCGCCAACUGUUGCUGCCCCCGCAGAGAACCUGACUGCUAUUCCUAAACAAAUUCAGUCAGUCGCAGAGUCCGGGUCUGAGCUUGACUUGGACACGGCAUUGGCUAACCUGCCUCUGGGCCAGUUGGGCGCCCGAGCAGCCUACUGGGUGCAUGCUGAUCAAGUUGUAGAACUGCACGUACUUUUGUUACAAAGCUUGCGGUUCUUCGAAGGUAGGGCACAAACGUCGCCGCAAUCUUCGCCGUUCGGAAGCCCUGGCGGCUUCGGUACAAAGAAGAGGACUGACAGCACCUCUGAUAUCUGGAGAAGAGAUGAGAUUGGUAUGCUGUUUAUGGAUGACGUCGACAGGUAUGCCCGUUCGCGGAGCGGUUCCACUGUCGUUGAACAGGAAGAGACUCCCGGGAAGCCUGCUGUGCGUGCCAUGGGAAGCGCCAGAUGGACUUCCGCCGGAGAAGCAGCUGUAGUGGCGCCCAGUGCAAAUGGGUCGAACGAAUAUUCAAAGCUGGUAUGUGCAAAGCUGAAGCGCAAACACCUUCCUGGCCUCCUAGAUAUUGGACGCCCUUUCAAUGCUCGACGCCCUUCCGCGCAAUCCACGGUUGAGGAAACGGAGGCGCAUUCUGAUAGCACCGAACUCAACCCGGUUGUGGACUUGCGGUCCUGGCUCUCUUCAAACCGAGAGAUCAGGCCCAUAGCUGGCAUUUCUUCCAAACGGUCGCGUUUUGUUGGGCUCGGCAACGAUUCGGAGCAUGGCACCUGGGCCACUCUGGAUACCGAUAUCUAUAUGGAUAAGUCUCUCCACACUCACCUGGGAGAGACAGAUGGGCUUAGGGAUACGGGAAGUGAGGUAGUCGCGUUCCCGCAUGCUGUGCUUGAGGUUCGCGGUGAAGGACGGCAUUCCGACGAACUCAUCAAGGCCCUUGACAAGAGCCAUCUUACGGAACGGAUACGAGGCUUUUCCCUGGAAGCUCAUGCUAUCUGGACAUGCUGCAAACCUGCCUCAAUGCAGCCUCCGUACUGGCUACCCAUGCUUGAACGUGAUAUCAGGAAAAUACCCUCACCGGCGCCGAGAGUGCGCCACGGUGCUGCCAGUCCGUCCAAGCACCUCGAUCCGCUCAGCUCGCGCCAGACGUCCGUGUCCAACACAUCUGUCACUGACGGCCAGACAAGCCACUACUCUACAGCGGCACGCAACGACUCGUCGGCGACGUCGCUCGCUGAGAUGGAUGGUGCCGGCGUUGCCGGUCAACAGUCGAGCAAACCUUCGCGCCGCCAUCAUUUGCGCGAGCUCGCGGCGCUUCAGGCGGCUGAGAGUGGCGGCCCCAGUGCCAGUCGCUACUGGAACGAGUAUGAUGAUCCUGAAGAUGGCGGUGACGACGCAUACGUCAUCUAUGUCGAUCCAUAUGCGUCGCCCAAGUUGCCUGGGCAGGAAACGCUCGGCCGCUUCUUUCAGAGCGUCAAAGACACGCUGCGCGGCCGUCGCCGGCCGUCGGGCGAGAACGCAUCACUGCUAUCCACCGAAGGCUCGGAGAACGACGAGCUCAGCGGCGUGGCGCGUGACACUCUUGGGGGAGGGUACGGCACGCUCACGCGCUCAGAGUACGAGGGCGAUGAGGGCUCAGAAAACCAACAUGCCCGUCGCCCUCGCCUGUCACUCUCGCGCCGCCUCAGCUCCUUGAUCGACAUCUUCCGGUCCAGCGAUCCCAGCGACUACUCCCGUGGUCAUGGCUCCGCUCCCCUCGGCGCCGACCCCGCCGCCCUGGACACGCUGCUCGCGUCGCUCGCGGCACGGCAGCGAGCCCGCGCGGCCGCAAAGGCGCGGCUCGCCGUCGCGGCUCUGGCGGCUAGUGCGGUCAUUGCGGGCUUGACGGGCCUGCUGGCGGCGAGUAGUCGGCGCAAACUGCGCAGCGAGGUGGCGCCGGCGGUGGUGACGGGCGUGGUUGCGGACCUGGCGUUUGCGAUGGUGGCGCUGGCGUGUUGGGUCUCGUCAAGGAGGGACGGCGAGGCGGGAGGGUUGGGGAUGGGAGGGGUGGGCGUGUUGGCGGGCGCGGUGGUGCUGUUGGGGGUUUGUGUGGUUGAUGGGGCGGUGGUCGGGGGGUGGCUGGUUUGA